Messenger RNA from Osmerus eperlanus (European smelt), 2606 nucleotides. RefSeq names its product protocadherin alpha-3-like. Gene Ontology annotation, cellular component: plasma membrane. The coding region runs from base 156 to 2606 and encodes 816 amino acids. Gene Ontology annotation, biological process: homophilic cell-cell adhesion. The transcript has a single exon. Gene Ontology annotation, molecular function: calcium ion binding. Lineage: Eukaryota; Metazoa; Chordata; Actinopteri; Osmeriformes; Osmeridae. The record is from RefSeq and is a predicted model, not a curated record.
AGUUGUGCGUUUCUGUUACCGGUGGAAGAAAAGAAAUGCAUGCUAUGAGUCGUAACCAUCAGACAUACUAAUAAUCGUAUUGUUGCGAGCAGAAUGAAUUAAUGGAUGUCUGAAAAUUAGCUGUGGUGAAUGUUUUCCGGAUAUACCUUCAAAUCAUGGAACAAAGAGGACGCCGAGAACAGAAGGGACGACGGCAAUGGGUCGCAUUUAUGGUUGCUUUGGUUCUGUUGUGGAGUGAAUCUUCGGCGCAGAUACGAUACUCAAUUUCUGAGGAGCUGAAGGAAGGAACUGUCGUGGGGAAUAUAGCGAAAGAUCUGGGAUUAGAUCUGACCACCUUGAAACAGAGAGGAUUUCGAAUCGUAGCUGGCUCGACAGAGCCUCUUUUCCAGGUGAAUCAGAACGACGGAAAAUUGUAUGUGAAACGUAUAGUAGACAGAGAGGAUGUGUGUGAGCGGAGCAGUGACUGCUUAAUCAACCUGAAAACAGUGCUAGAAAACCCACUGGAAAUCCAUUACGUUGCGGUGGAGGUGCUUGAUGUGAACGAUCACACGCCAAGCUUCCCUGAGAAAGAGAAACGUUUAGAGAUUUCUGAAUCAACCUUACCAGGUGCCCGGUUCCAGCUUCAAGCUGCCCGUGACUUAGAUGUUGGAAUGUAUUCGGUUAAACAGUACAAACUCAGUCACAACGAUCAUUUUCGUCUGGAAGUUAAAGACCGAGGCGAGGAUCGUAAAACACCAAUUCUAAUUUUACAGAAACCUCUGGAUAGAGAGGCCAUUAAAAUACACGAAUUACUUCUUACAGCCAUUGAUGGAGGUAAACCACCCUUGUCGGGUGAGAUGCGAAUUUCUGUAGAAGUAUUAGAUAUAAACGACAACCCACCCAUUUUCAUAAAAGAUGUUUACUCGGUUUUACUGAAUGAAAACGCUCCCAUAGGAACGACAGUCAUGCAGGUAAAUGCCACGGACUUGGACGAGGGGUCUAACAGUGAAGUAAUCUAUUCUUUCGGAUCUGACGUAGACAUAAAGGUGCGUGAAAGUUUUGAUCUAAAUUCGAAAACGGGUGAGAUAAUUGUAACAGGACAGAUAGAUUUCGAAGAAAUUAGGAAAUAUGAUAUCGAUAUACAGGCAUCAGACAAGGGGGCUGCUCCUAUGACAACAGACAAAAGUAUUAUUAUAAAAAUUGUUGACGUAAACGAUAACGCGCCUGAGAUUGAGGUGACAUCAUUUUCCCGAGCAAUCCCAGAGGAUUCCAGGCCAGGCACUACAGUAGCUUUAAUCAGUGUCAAUGAUUUGGAUUCUGGUCUCAAUGGGAAAAUUAUCUGUUCCAUCAGUGAGGAUGUCCCUUUCACGUUAACAUCAUCUUUACAGGAUAACAUGUACUCUGUAGUUACCAAGUCACCUCUGGAUAGGGAGAAACAAUCUCAGUAUGAUGUAACGAUAGUCGCCAAAGACGCAGGACAACCAUCUUUGUCAUCUGUAAAGACUAUCAGCGUCACGGUAUCAGAUGUGAAUGAUAACCGUCCAGAGUUUUCACUGAGCCCCUAUACUUUCUAUAUCACAGAAAAUAACGAGGCAGGUGUAAAGUUGUUUUCUGUUAGUGCAUCUGAUAGAGAUGAGAAUGAAAACGCACAUGUUUCCUAUCAAAUAGUCAGAGAUGGAGUGGAGAAUACAUUUGCAUCGUUUCUCAAUGUUAACUCUGAAAACGGAGAAAUAUUGGCACUAAAAAGUUUUGACUUUGAAACGAUCAAAAUAUUCCAGUUUCAAGUUGUGGCCACAGACUCUGGAACUCCGUCGCUAAGCAGCAACGUCACAGUGAAUGUGUUCCUUCUGGAUCAGAACGACAACGCUCCAGUGAUCUUGUAUCCAGGCAGCGCUAACGGUUCUGCUGAAGGUGUGGAGGAGAUUCCCCACAAUGUGAACGCAGGACAUUUGGUGACUAAAGUGAGAGCCUAUGACGCAGAUGUAGGAUACAACGGCUGGUUGUUGUUUUCAAUGCAGGAAGUUAGUGACCACAGUCUCUUUGCUCUGGACCGCUACACAGGACAGAUAAGGACACUUCGAUCCUUCACAGAGACAGACGAGGCUGAACAUAAACUGGUCAUACUGGUCAAAGACAAUGGGAACGUUUCACUCUCAGCAACAGCUACUGUGAUCAUCAACGCAGUGGAGCCCAAAGAGGCUUUUGCUGCUUCUGAUGUUAAAAGCUCAGUCAAAGAUGACGAUGAGGGCAAUGUUACAUUCUAUUUGAUCAUCACAUUGGGGUCAGUUUCAACUCUUUUCCUGGUCAGCAUCAUCGUGUUGAUUGUAAUGCAAUGUUCUAAAACACCAGAUUAUUCAUCCAAGUAUUUACAAGAUGCGAACUAUGACGGGACACUUUGCCACAGCAUCCAGUACAGAUCCGGAGAAAAACGGUACAUGUUAGUUGGACCUAGAAUGAGUAUAGGUUCUACUAUAGUCCCGGGCAGCAAUGGGAAUACUCUGGUGGUCCCCGAUCACAGGAGGCGUGCGUCUGGAGAGGUAAGCGUUGCUUUCUUAAAAUGUUACCGUUAUGUGGAAUAUGAUCUGCAUUUCAUAUGUACUAUGACACUUCACCUUAUCAUGUUUUGA